UCGAUUCGUGGUCUUUGAGCCGGGGGUCGAGCCGGGUGCCGGAGGGGUCUUUCCGGCUCCGGCCUUUUAGACCUGCCUCCCAGCUGUAGCACCUGUAGGCGGCUGGCGCAGUCUCCGGCGCCAGUGCAGCGGGCUGCGCCCAGGUGGGCGGGUGGGUUUCGUUUUCGUGCCACGGUGCUUGGCACAGAUUAAGCAAGCGGUCAGGAGAUGGCAGAGGGUUAUUUUGAGAACACGGUGGCAGCGCUUGACCCGUUGGCGCUCACUGAGUGCUGGUUGUGAGGACUGCGCCGGGCAUGGCGGAUGCCACAGGCAGGAUACUGGGCCCUGGUCUCAGGGAACUGGGGGGUUGGAGAGGAGCCAGAACUGUGAAUCCACAAUUACAACCCAAUGUGAGAAUCCAUCUUGAGAUGGGUAAGAAGGGAUGCGAGAAAGGAGGUUGAAGAAAGGCACGUAUUUGGCACUUACUAGGAAUGCAGUUAAGUCUUUUUUAAGUAAAACGGAAGAGCAGGUAGUUCUGCUUCCUCCCCUUCCCUUGGUUUUGUUCCAGCAAUCAAUGAGCCACUCUCUUGAAUUCGGGAGAAGGGUCAGCCAGGCUGGUCUUGAUAUCCUUCCUCUCCUUACUUCUGAUGGCCAUCCCUGCUGAGGAGCUGGAGUUUUAGGUCAGGCUCAAAAUGGGCGUCCCAAGGAAGAAAAAUCGUUGGUACAAGUGUUUUUUGUUGUUGUUGUUGUUGUUGUUUUUUACUUUGGCCUUGACUCCUUGACUUUGGACCUACGAGCUUGUGUUGUGUGCGUUUCAGGGGAGAGGAGUAGUGGAGUUCAUCAAUUUCUCAAGAGUCUAGGACCCCAAAAUAGUUAACCCCGGUUUAGCUGUGGCUGUUCCCUGAAAGGAAUGAACUUGGCCUGGUUGUUCCUCUGAUGCCCCAUGUCACCACACAUUGGAUUUUCACUACUAAAAAUGGGUGUUUGCCCAUUGCUGUGUAAGAGUUGUGUUCUGUCUUGUUUUUAAGUAUUUGUCUUGUUUUCUCCACCGAACUGGCCAAUGACGCCGUGCCCUCUGCUGGCCUGCCUGUGGUUGCCAUGGCUCAGGGCUUCGUAUGUGGUGGCUGUGCAGUCACUAUAAUUAAUUAACUGACUUGGGUGCUGGGUGUAAGGAGAACAGCCUGGAAUGCAGGCACAGAUGGGACAGCUUUUGUUCCGAGUAGGACACAAAUUCAUGCCCUUAAUUGAAUUUGGGUCUGGUUACUUGUGGAAUCCAGCCAAUGUCAAGUUCUAACCCAUGACAGGGUCUUUUUGGAGUAGCACGAACUCAGGAGAAACCUGGCUGCUCUGUCAUGCCCACACUCUUUCCAACCUGCAUGCAGACAGACUGUUUCAAGUAACAGGAGAUGUUCCAGGCAGGGCCAGGCUGAGCUCUGCCUUCUUUGGAGAGUAAUCCAGUGACCCUGAACGUCUGUUGGUCUCCUAUCCACCAACCCCUGCAGUCUCCAAUCAACAUCCCCCUCCUUCAAUCCGGCUUCUGCAACUAGAGCCUCAGCCCUCCCUCUUGCCUGGAAGCCUUGCCCCCGCCCCCUUGCGCAGGGCCCCAGCUAGUCUAGCUCUGGGCUCUUCCCUUGUCACAGCUUCCUCUGCCCAGAGGAACACACUCGCUGGGAAAGUUUCCUCUUAUUUCUUCCCCGCCCACUCUGGGUCCCAGCUAGCAGAGAUGGACCAUCCAACACCCAAGGUUCUCCCAGCCAGACCCCGUGGCCCCUCCCUAGGAAUGUGGGCUUUGGAGACCGGCAGGGUGAGGUUCUCAGUGCCACCCUCCAUCAGGAACCCGGCCAUGGUGAACGAACCCAGAGGGGAUGGCGGCCCCCCUCCCCGCUCAGAGGGCAGCAGCAGCGGCAGCGAGAGCUCCAAGGAGAGUUCAAGAUGUUCCACGCCCGGGCUGGACCCCGAGCGCCACGACAGACUCAGGGAGAAGAUGAGGCGGAGGAUGGAAUCUGGUGACAAGUGGUUCUCCCUGGAAUUCUUCCCUCCUCGGACGGCUGAGGGAGCUGUCAAUCUCAUUUCAAGGUUUGAUCGGAUGGGGGCAGGUGGCCCCCUCUUCAUAGAUGUGACCUGGCACCCAGCAGGGGACCCUGGCUCAGACAAGGAGACCUCUUCCAUGAUGAUUGCCAGCACUGCCGUGAACUACUGUGGCCUUGAGACCAUCCUGCACAUGACCUGCUGCUGUCAGAGCCAGGAACAGAUCACAGGCUACCUGCACAAGGCCAAGCGGCUGGGACUGAAGAACAUCUUGGCGUUGAGGGGAGGUGUGGAGGCAGCCCUCUACUCUCUGGGAUCUUGCUUCCUCGAAGGCCUCUUCUGUCCCUACCCCGUGGGUGACCAGUGGGAAGAGGAGGAGGGAGGCUUCAGCUAUGCCGCGGACUUGGUGAGGCACAUCCGAAGUGAGUUCGGGGACUACUUUGACAUCUGUGUGGCAGGUUACCCCAAAGGCCACCCCGACGCAGGGAGCUUUGAGGCUGACCUGAAGUACUUGAAGGAGAAGGUAUCCGCAGGAGCCGACUUCAUCAUCACCCAGCUUUUCUUUGAGGCUGACACAUUCUUCCACUUUGUUAAGGCUUGCAGCGAGAUAGGCGUUACCUGCCCCAUCCUCCCCGGAAUCUUUCCUAUUCAGGGCUACCACUCCCUUCGGCAGCUCGUGAAACUGUCCAAGCUGGAGGUACCGCAGCAAAUCAAGGACGUGAUUGAGCCAAUCAAAGACAAUGAUGCUGCCAUCCGAAACUAUGGCAUUGAGCAGGCCGUGAGCCUGUGCCAGGAACUUCUGACCAGUGGCUUGGUGCCAGGCCUCCACUUCUAUACCCUCAACCGUGAGAUGGCCACCACAGAGGUGCUGAAGCGUCUGGGCAUGUGGAUUGAGGACCCCAGGCGUCCCCUGCCCUGGGCUGUCAGUGCCCACCCCAAGCGCCGGGAGGAAGAUGUACGUCCCAUCUUCUGGGCCUCCAGACCAAAGAGUUACAUCUACCGCACGCAGGAGUGGGAUGAGUUCCCCAACGGCCGCUGGGGCAAUUCCUCCUCUCCAGCCUUCGGGGAGCUGAAAGACUACUACCUCUUCUACCUGAAGAGUAAGUCCCCAAGGGAAGAGCUGCUGAAGAUGUGGGGGGAGGAGCUGACCAGUGAAGAAAGUGUCUUUGAAGUCUUUGCCCGCUACCUCUCAGGAGAGCCCAACCAACAUGGUCACAAGGUGACUUGCCUACCUUGGAAUGACGAGCCCCUGGCUGCCGAGACCAGCCUGAUGAAGGAGGAGCUGCUGCGAGUGAACCGGCAGGGCAUCCUCACCAUCAACUCUCAGCCCAACAUCAACGGGAAACCAUCCUCCGACCCCGUUGUGGGCUGGGGCCCCAGUGGGGGCUAUGUCUUCCAGAAGGCCUACUUGGAGUUCUUCACUUCCCGAGAGACGGUGGGGGCGCUUCUGCAGGUGCUGAAGAAGUAUGAGCUCCGGGUUAAUUACCACAUCGUGGACGUCAAGGGUGAAAACAUCACCAAUGCCCCUGAGCUGCAGCCCAACGCAGUCACUUGGGGCAUCUUCCCUGGGCGAGAGAUCAUCCAGCCUACAGUGGUCGAUCCUGUCAGCUUCAUGUUCUGGAAGGACGAAGCCUUCGCCCUGUGGAUCGAGCAGUGGGGCAAGCUGUAUGAGGAGGAGUCUCCGUCCCGCAUGAUCAUCCAGUACAUCCAUGACAACUAUUUCCUGGUCAACUUGGUGGACAAUGAGUUUCCUCUGGACAACUGCCUGUGGCAGGUGGUGGAAGACACGUUUGAACUUCUCAACAGGCCCACGCCGGAGCAAGGGGAAGAGGCUCUAUGAUCCUGCACCAUCGUGUCCUUGGCUUGAGCCCACUGGUGUCCUGCCUUCCUCCUCCCCAGUCCUGGUUUUCCUGGGGACCCCUCCUCUCUUUCAUUUCUCCCCAAGUCCCAGCUGCCACUCCUCAUGUGAUGGCAGCUGGACUGGUGUGAGGCUUCCAGGCUCUGGCUGGACUGGAGCCAGCUCCGCGAGGGAGCCUGGUCUUCCUUGCUCGGCCUAGAGUCUGUGCUCUGUAUGAGGAACACCUCCCUCCGCAGAGGACCUGGUGGGUGGAACAACAUCCUCCCUGAGAAGAAGAGGGGGUGUUUGUUGCUGACUGAGCCCCUGAACCAGGGCAGUUCCUGGGACCUUGCACUUCGGACCUGCGGGGACAGCAAAGUGAACCCGGGUGGUAGGCACUUGCGGCACUGCCCAAGAGACCAGCCAAGCAGAGCCCCCCCCCCC
Messenger RNA from Callorhinus ursinus (northern fur seal), 4288 nucleotides. RefSeq names its product methylenetetrahydrofolate reductase (gene MTHFR). Gene Ontology annotation, cellular component: cytosol. Gene Ontology annotation, biological process: tetrahydrofolate interconversion. The record is from RefSeq and is a predicted model, not a curated record. Gene Ontology annotation, molecular function: FAD binding; methylenetetrahydrofolate reductase [NAD(P)H] activity. Lineage: Eukaryota; Metazoa; Chordata; Mammalia; Carnivora; Otariidae.